ACUCAUACUUUAUUUGCUAGUUGGUUACCUCUGCAACAUUUUCGCACACUAUUUUCAGUGUCUUCAGUCUUGUAUUUCCCAAGUCGUUUCAGUGUCCACCGCGGAAACAUGCGUUGCUUUAUUUUGUUGACUGUGUGUUGUGCCACCGCCUAUUGUGCCAGCAUUGCCCCGAAAGAUACUGAGAGCAAAACCCCCAGCCCGACGGUUGUGGAAGAUAAGAAAACCACCGAGUCUGAGACACCCGAGAAAGCCGGAAAGCCAGUCCCUCUUCCUGCGGACAAAAUCGCCGAGCUGAUCAGCAGGACGCACCAGAACAAGAAGACAAACGCCCCGGAAAAAUCUGGUGAGGCUUCCAUGAAGAGCAAGUCAACCGGUGUCUCGAGCCAGCAGGGUAAGAAGACAGUUGAAGCCCACGCUGAGAAAGAGAGCAGCGUUGAAGUAGAGGGAAAGAAAACAACCUCCCAGAACCGUCCUUCCAAAGUUGGGGGAGCACAGGCGAACCAACGGACCCAGAUGAAGAAGGAAGCGAAAUCCGAAGAGGUGACCACCCGUGCCCAAAAGAAGGAGUCGACUUCUAAAGCUCCAGCCCAAGCAAAAGAAUCUGCAUAAUUGCUGGAGGGAUGAAGCAAGACAGAAUCAACUAUUUGGUUGAGUCCUCAAAAUGUUCCGAAAAUUAGCUUUUAAAAUGUUUGGAAAUGUGUCCGAAUCAUUCUCGUGAAUUUCUCAAUGGCCGAUGAUGAUACGAAGAAAUUUUGACUGGUAGAGUACUGGCCGAUGGGAGCUUUAUAGACCUCUGGCCAAUUGGAUGCUAAGAAAAAAUAUAAAGGAAGUAGAAGGGUAACAACUUCCGCUCUUGAGAAACUAUCUUGAUGCCCUCGUUACAAGCCAAAUUCGAAAGAUGUUUUUGCUUUGUUUACACACGCAAACUUGUCCCGAACUUUGAUGACGUAAUUCAGCGGAAAAACUAUAGCCAGUUCAGCGAACUGCUUAUAACUAUAAGUAAAGCCUUAUUCCACGAAACAAAAAAUGACAUUUUCCUUUGACUGUAUACACGUUAGCACUGAGUGUUGUUUAUUUUAUUAAGUUAGCACAGAGUUACUUCAUGUAGUUUGACAAAAGUUCGCCUUGGUAAACGAUGCGGAAUAUUAAAGUAGUGAUAUUAUACCUUUUAGACUGUUGUUAUUUUUGUACAAAUUUCAGAUACGGUGUUUUUAGUGAUCAAUAUCCGGCCUGUCAAUGUGAAAGGUUUGAUCAUACUUUAUUGUAAGAGAAAGGCACUUGGCAUGUCAAAAAAAUUUAAAAAAAUAAAAAACGAUUUUAUGAGAACGCAA
Molecule: messenger RNA, 1331 nt
Organism: Bemisia tabaci
Lineage: Eukaryota; Metazoa; Arthropoda; Insecta; Hemiptera; Aleyrodidae
Source: RefSeq, a predicted model, not a curated record